AUGAGCAACCAAGAUAUUUCUGAAGACCGCAGUGACGAUAUUCUACGCUCUCUUGCAGGUUCUCCAAGCCACAAAGCAGAAUCCUACUACGAGCUCAAAGGAAAAGGUCUUCCGAGGCUUUCGUCGGCCUUCGCGAACGCCCAAUUUCUGCCGGAGGAGCUCGAAGACUAUGUGACCAUCCUCGUAGAUAUCGCCGAUGUCCUCGGGAUCGACGACCUCUCGUUUUCGAGCUUUUCCAAUGCGAUUUGCAGCCUGUCCAGUGAAGAGUUAUCUUUGAAGCGGUCUUCUCUCCGUAUGCAAUAUGCCCAAGAUGAACUUUUGGCCCACCUCGCAUCAGCGGAACACCUGGAAAGCCUCACACAGAAGUGGAUCAAAACAAUUCAGGCAGAGCCAGACCCAAACGCUAGCGUGUCGGCGCUUGAGAGACGCAAAGCAGCGCUCUUCGCAAAGGCCAAAGAGUAUCAAGCAGAGCUGGACGCCAUAAUGAGCCAGAUGCCUGAAACACCUCCCGUGACAGCGACCCAACUCCACGCCCUGCACAAGGAGCUGAAAGUGAAAGAACAGCAGCUCAAAGAGAAGCGCGCAAGGGUCGAGGCAUUCCAGGGAGUUCCGCCAAAUCUGGAGCUCGCACGGCACGAGCUGAGAAAUGCGCGAGAUGAGCAGAUGAAGCUGAUCCAGCUUAGGGAGAGACUACUUGACAGGAUGGCAAGUGGCAUGAAUUGA
Molecule: messenger RNA, 723 nt
Organism: Sparassis crispa
Lineage: Eukaryota; Fungi; Basidiomycota; Agaricomycetes; Polyporales; Sparassidaceae
Exons: 7
Coding region: 1-723 (240 amino acids)
Biological process (GO): spindle assembly
Cellular component (GO): cytosol; HAUS complex
Source: RefSeq, a predicted model, not a curated record